Molecule: messenger RNA, 315 nt
Organism: Penicillium verrucosum
Lineage: Eukaryota; Fungi; Ascomycota; Eurotiomycetes; Eurotiales; Aspergillaceae
Exons: 3
Coding region: 1-315 (104 amino acids)
Source: RefSeq, a predicted model, not a curated record
AUGGCCGAUUGUCAUGUCCGGGCCAGAUUCGCGGCCACGAAACGCGUGUCCGUGACCAAUCCCAUCAAAAAGAGGAAGAACAACCGACGUGGUCGUCGAGGUGGCAAAGCGAAGAAAGCGCAGAAAGCAAAGGAAGGCAGGGAAGCGAAGGAAGCGAAGAAAGUCUCCCGUGGCACUCAGUCAGACUUGGACACUGCGUCUGGUACCUCCGCCUCGGGCACUGCCCCAUCCUUGACCUUCAUUGGCGAGGUUCUUACCCAGGAGGAAGCUGAAUUCCUAGAUUUCUGCCUUCGGCAGUUCCGAGCGCCUCGGUAA